Molecule: messenger RNA, 1498 nt
Organism: Paramacrobiotus metropolitanus
Lineage: Eukaryota; Metazoa; Tardigrada; Eutardigrada; Parachela; Macrobiotidae
Product: glucose-fructose oxidoreductase domain-containing protein 1-like
Exons: 3
Coding region: 132-1346 (404 amino acids)
Molecular function (GO): nucleotide binding
Source: RefSeq, a predicted model, not a curated record
AGUUCCAAUAAAUGGAAAGGAUUGGUUUGUUGUUGAUUUCAUUUUUUCGCUCAUGAAAGCGCAGAAACUCGUCUAUCAAGACUCGAAAGCAACAUGAUUGUUGACAGGCUUUCUUCGUGAAAAUUAAUGCUAUGUUGCCAAAAGUUGGAAUAUUUGGAAGCAGCACGUUGGCCGCCGCCAUAAUCCGAGAACUGCAGCGGCUGUCGUUUGAAUUGGUUGGAUUGUGGGAUCAGCAUAUGAAAACUGCUGUCGCAUGGUGUCAGCAUUUCCAGAUUCCCUUUCCGACCGAUUCAGUGGAGGUCUUACUGCAAAACCAAGAAGUCGAUCUGGUUUUUAUCUUUGCUCCGGCCUAUUUCCACAAGGAAAUCGCUACAAAAGCCUUGGCAGCAGGCAAGCAUGUUAUCUGCGAGCCACCUUUGGGGAUCACCUGCGCAGACAACGCUGCUAUCAUGCAGCAGGCUCUCUACUAUCCUACACUAUUAACAAUCUCCACAUUUGGAUUGCGACAUACACCAGGAUUUUCCAAACUGCGAAGCAUCCUCGAAAGUGGCCAGAUCGGUGCAGUUCAGUCCGUUGAAGUGACAGUUAACUGUGGGCCGAGUGCUCCCGUCGGGCAGUUGCCGUACGAUUGGACAUGCAUCGGUCGUCUCCUGGGCGGUCCGCUGUUCACACUGGUCUGUCACAUUGUCGAUCUAAUAACGUUUCUGUCCGGGAAGCGGGCCUAUUCGGUGUGUGGGACAGUGCGCCGUUUCCAGCGUAGCCCAGCGCACUUCCAGUACGAUCAGCAUAUGACGCGCGAGGAUUUCGUCAGUUGGCAAAUGCUGCUGGAAGGCAAUAUUCCCUGCACCUGUCUCGUCAACAGCAAUCAGCCAGGCAGCUUCAACUUCCGGUUGACUAUUUCCGGACGAGAAGGGCUAGUCAUGGUAGAUGACGGUGUCAUACACGUACAGAAAUCUCCGGAGUUUUGUCGAGAACGGAUAGGCACAGUAUUGGAUGAUAGGGAUCCUGCGGUGCUGCCCGAUAAGUCGGAACUGGCUGUGGGAUUCGACUAUCGCCAUCCGGAAUGGGUGGUAUCCGGUGUUGUGGACUUGUGCAGUAUGUUGAAGACAGCGUUCCAGCAAGCAGCUGAACGACGUUGUUUCUCCCCAGAUGAGCUUCAGGCAGCCGGUGGAUUCGUCGAUUGUCAGUACGCUCGUAGUGUGUGCGAUGCCAUUCGCAGUUCUCACGAAAACCGGCGCUGGAUGGAAGUGUCAAUUCCAUUGCGGAACAAUAAUACAGCUUCCACAGCUCAAACUGUUCUUCUUUCGCUCAAGCGUUUCCAUAUAGCCAACUCGGCAUCUACGUAGCUUUUAUGGUUUGUCGCUAUCAGACAUUAUUUUUGAAUCUUUUUUUGUUUGAGUUCUCGUUUCUGUUGUGAAAACGGUGCUUUCCUUGUUCGGUUCCUUGUCUCAACGAAAAAUAAAACCAGAGAUCGAUCGGAAACGGAUGUUAACUCAAA